AUGGUGGAGCAAUGCAGCACUGGGUCUGAGAGCACCUCUCAGUGCUCCGGAGCAAUGGGACCAAUAGCUACUUUGCAGGUGCUCUCUGAAGCACUGGGUGGCACUGUGGGGCCAGAAACAGAGUCCAGCAAGUCAGGGAACUCAGAGUCUGGCAGGUCAGAGGCCUCAGAGGCCAGCAAGUCAGAGAAGGCUGCACAAGGAGCCGACUGGAGCUGUCUUCGGGUGCAGGUGGAGAAGCGUUCUGGUGUGCGGCUGGUGGAUGGAGACAGUCGCUGUGCUGGGAGAGUGGAGGUUCUUCAUAGAGGACAGUGGGGAACAGUGUGUGAUGAUUACUGGGAUAUGAGAGAUGCUGCAGUGGUGUGUAGAGAGCUGCGCUGUGGAGAGGCUGUAGAUGCACUGAGUGAUGCUCACUUUGGUCCAGGAUCAGGACCAAUCUGGAUGGAUGAUGUGGACUGUAGAGGAUCAGAGUCAACACUGAAGAACUGUAAAUCACCAGGAUGGGGUAAACAUAACUGUGAUCAUUCUAAAGAUGCUGGAGUCAUCUGUUCAGGAGUCAGGCUGGUUGGUGGUUCUCGCUGCUCUGGGAGAGUGGAGGUGCUUCAUGGAGAGACCUGGUCCACAGUGUGUGAUGCUAACUUUGACCAGCAGGAUGCAGAGGUUGUGUGUCGAGAGCUGGGCUGUGGGCUUCCUGUGGAGGUGCUGGGAGCAGCUGCUUUUGGCAGAGGGGAGGGUCAGGUGUGGUCAGAGGAGCUUCAAUGUAGAGGAAAUGAAUCUCAGAUUUACUUUUGUCCAACAUCACCUUUACUCAAACACAACUGCUCUCAUGAUAAUGAUGUGGGGCUGGUGUGUGCUGGCAGCAUGCGGCUGGUGGAUGGUGGCAGUCGCUGUGCUGGGAGAGUGGAGGUUCUUCAUAGAGGACAGUGGGGAACAGUGUGUGAUGAUGGCUGGGAUAUAAGAGAUGCUGCAGUGGUGUGUAGAGAGCUGGGCUGUGGAGAGGCUGUAGAAGCACUGAGUUACGCUUACUUUGGACUGGGAUCAGGAAAAAUUUGGAUGGUUGAUGUGGACUGUAGUGGGUCAGAGUCUACACUGAAGAACUGCCACUCAACACUUUGGGCUAAACAUGCGUGUAAUCACUCUAAUGAUGCUGGAGUUUUCUGCUCAGGAGUCAGGCUGGUUGGUGGUUCUCGCUGCUUGGUGGAUGGUGGCAGUCGCUGUGCUGGAAGAGUGGAGGUUCUUCAUAGAGGACAGUGGGGAACAGUGUGUAGUCGUGGUUGGGAUAUGAGAGAUGCUGCAGUGGUGUGUAGAGAGCUGCGCUGUGGAGAGGCUGUAGAUGCACUGAGUGAUGCUCACUUUGGACCAGGAUCAGGACCCAUCUGGAUGGAUAAUGUUCACUGUAGUGGAUCAGAGUCUACACUGAAAAAUUGUUCAUCAUUAGAAUCAAGUAAACAUGACUGUGAUCAUUCUAAAGAUGCUGGAGUCAUCUGCUCAGGUCACAGAAAGCCCAGGCUUACAGGUGGUCCUCAUCUCUGCUCUGGGAGAGUGGAGGUGCUUCAUGGAGAGACCUGGUCCACAGUGUGUGAUGCAGACUUUGACCAGCAGGAUGCAGAGGUUGUGUGUCGAGAGCUGGGCUGUGGGCUUCCUGUGGAGGUGCUGGGAGCAGCUGCUUUUGGCAGAGGGGAGGGUCAGGUGUGGUCAGAGGAGCUUCAGUGUAGGGGAAAUGAAUCUGAGAUUACCUUUUGUCCAACAUCAUCUUCACUUAGACCCAACUGCUCCCAUGACAAUGAUGUGGGACUAAUAUGUUCUGGUCACACUCAGGCUCGGCUGGUGAACGGCUCUGACUCCUGUUCUGGUCGAGUGGAGCUCCAGUACCUCAGUGAGUGGGGCACAGUGUGUGAUGUAAGCUGGGAUAUGAGAGCUGCCAGUGUCCUCUGUGGUCAGCUGAAGUGUGGGAGUGCUGUGGCUGUGUUGGGAUCAGACUGGUUUGGGGAGGGGAGUGGCCAGAUCUGGGCUGAUGUGUUUGAUUGUCAAGGGAACGAAACACACCUGUCAAAAUGUCACAUUUCAUCAUGGAGUCGAACUGCAUGCUCUCAUAAACAGGAUGCUGGAGUCAUCUGCAGUGGUAGCGAUCGCAACCGCCACCCGGAGCCUACAGCAACUCGCCAGUGGUGCGUUGCCUGGUCCUCGGUCCUCUAUUCGUCCCGCUCAUUGGCGCUGCUGUCGUCGCCGCACGCUGGUGAUUUCAUCGAGGCUCUGGCGUUCAACUCUCAACUUCGUUCACGUGCUCUCCACGCCGCAACUCUUGUCGCCGCCCGCUUCCUGCUCUUCUCGCUGCACCGUGCUCUCGGGAACUGCCGCCGACAAUCGCUCCCUGGCAAUCGCUGCUUUCACACUCUCCCGGAUCACAGCUCCAUCAGGCUGGUUGGUUCUGGGGGAGACUGUGCAGGAAGGCUGGAGGUUUUCCACAGCGGCUCAUGGGGGACAGUGUGUGAUGACUUGUGGGAUAUUGAGGAUGCACAGGUGGUGUGUAGACAGCUGCAGUGUGGAGUGGCCCUCAGUGCUCUGGUACCAGCCCGGUUUGGACCUGGAACUGGACCCAUAUGGCUGAAUGAGGUGGAGUGUGAGGGGAAUGAGAUGUCCCUGUGGAACUGCAGAUUUCAGCUGUGUGGAGAGGAUGAAUGUGGACACAUGGAGGAUGUAGGAGUCGUGUGUUCUGAGUUUAAAGAGAUCAGACUCACUGAGGGCUGUGAGGGGAAUCUGGAAGUGUUCUACAAUAGAACCUGGGGUAAUGUGUGUGCAAAUGAUGUGGAUGAAGAAACAGUAAGUUUGAUCUGUCAAGAGCUGAACUGUGGAAGAUCAGGCAGUUUGAGCCAAACCAAAGCAAGAGUGGAAUCAGCUCCUAACUGGCUGGGUGAUCUGAAAUGUAGGAAACAUGACUCCACUCUGUGGCAUUGUCCAUCUUCCCCCUGGAGACAGAACAGCUGUGAUAAUCUAAAUAAGGUGGCCCACAUUACCUGCUCAGAGCACCUGCCUCUCAGGCUGAAUGGAGGAAAUGGAAGCUGCUCUGGGAGGCUGGAGGUGUAUCAUAAUGCUGAGUGGGGCUCUGUCUGUGAUGAUCAGUGGGACAUCAUGGACGCUAAGGUGGUCUGCAGGCAGCUGGGCUGUGGGCUGGCGCUGAGUGCUGAUGGGAGUGCUGUCUUUGGUGCUGGUGAAGGGCCUAUCUGGCUGAACAGAGUGAAGUGUAGAGGGAAUGAGAUUCACCUGUGGGACUGUCCUCAUUCCCUGAAGAACCACACUGACUGCUCCCACAGGCAGGAUGCUGGAGUCACCUGUACAGCUGGUCAAACAGAGAAUGAAGCAGUUACUCCUCCACAAACUCCAUCACCAGCUGUUUCAUCCAUCUAUCCAGUGUCUCUCCUGGUUCUGGGAGUGCUGCUCUUCCUGGCCUUAGUGCUUCUGGUUGUGCUGUUUUACCAGAACAGAGUGCUCAGGAGAGUGCUCUCUAAGAGGAGGCAUAAGACUCUGACUGAGGCAAUCUAUGAAGAGAUCAAUCAGAGAAUCAUUGGAAGUAUCCUCUCUGAAGAACAGCAUUCAGGAUAUGAGGAUGUGGAUGAGGAGCUUCUCUCAGGUGAGGUGGGAACUAGAGACACUCCAGAGAACUAUGAUGAUGUCAUUUCUGCUGGACAGACAACGGCUAGAGAAGCAAAGAGCAAGGUGGAGAUUUAUGAUGACGCCAUUCCUGCUGGAGAGAAUCUACACAUUACAGCAGUGUACACACCAGAGAACUAUGAUGAUGUCAUCACUCCUGGACAGGAUUUUGGUGAUUCAGCAGGCUAUGAUGAUGUGGUAGAGGUGUCUGAGAAAGAGGGACAGACCAUCUGA
Molecule: messenger RNA, 3879 nt
Organism: Colossoma macropomum (tambaqui)
Lineage: Eukaryota; Metazoa; Chordata; Actinopteri; Characiformes; Serrasalmidae
Product: scavenger receptor cysteine-rich type 1 protein M130-like
Exons: 20
Coding region: 1-3879 (1292 amino acids)
Cellular component (GO): membrane
Source: RefSeq, a predicted model, not a curated record